Molecule: messenger RNA, 975 nt
Organism: Closterium sp. Yama58-4
Lineage: Eukaryota; Viridiplantae; Streptophyta; Zygnematophyceae; Desmidiales; Closteriaceae
Source: the annotation of a GenBank genome assembly
AUGGGGAAGUCACCACUGCCCGACACACGGACCCGGCAAUCCACCCAAAUCUCGCUAGCGUCACUUCCCCUGGUCAUCUUCCUAGUCCUCUCUCUCGCCGCCCUCAUAGCACCAGUCUCAGCAGAAGACACGCCGAACUAUCCGCUAUGUCCGUACACCAAGCAGCCGCCUGCCAGGUCCAACUUAACAUUCACCCGGUGCGUGGGCGCCACUAAGUACACGUGCUGCCCGGACUGCUACGACUUGAAACUCGCGCUGCUCGCCGUCAGCGCCAAGGGCUCCGGCAUUCUCAACCAGAUCUCGUCCGGCCUUGGCCGCGUGCUCGUCGGAAAAGACAUUCAGCUCUGCUCAAUCUUUGCCAGUAACUCCGCGUGCCAGCUGCACCUCGAACAAGUCGUCUGCGCCAACGGCUGCGACCCAGAGUCGGGAAACUACCUGGAAAUUGUGGAGCGCAACACCAAGGGCAUCCUGUCCGUGUGCUCUGACUACUCCUCUGUCGUCUAUGAGAGCUGCAAGGACCUUCCACUGCCCGGCUUUGGAACCAUGGCGGAUUUCUUCCCCACUAAAGAGCUCUUCAUGACCAAGCUCUUUGGAGCUGUAAUCGGGCUGAUCGGCAAACUCAACUACACUGUCAAAAUCAAACCGGGCACUGAAGCAUGCUAUAACGGGCCCAAGGCCCUCCCAGCGACCACCCUUUGCUGCGACCCGCUCAAAGUCCCCCGGACGUGCCCGCGCGGCACCAUCAGCUUCAGGGAGAACCCCGAGUUCCGCCCGUUUGUGGGCCGCCACAUCGACAACAAGGGCUGCACUGAGAACCCUUCUCUUGCCAUGCUCGGAUCGGCGCCUGAUGCGGGGGCUGCAGGGAAGAAAAGCGCUGGUGGUGGUGGGAUUGGGAGGGGCGGAGUGUUGUUGGGGUGUUGGUUGGGGCUUGCACUGAGCUGGUUUGGAGUAUGGUUGGUGUGGGGAGGGUUGUGA